AUUUUAGUGAAUUAUCUGUCAAACUUUCUUGCAAAUAUCAAUAUUCUUUUAUAUCCUUUUUCUAUGUUGAAUAUAUAAUGAAGCGGCUGUGUAUAAUUAAAUAAUAUCAUGUAAUGUUUUGUGUUUACGCCUAAUCACAUACAGAUUACAGUUGAUUGCGUUUUGUGGCGUUUUCUUGCCAACUAGGCGAAGCUACGACAAUUCGACUAUUGAGGGUUUAUGAAGGUUUCCUUUUGUCUUUUAAAGCUUACCAAAGUAAGCUAUUCUGUAAUUACUAUAUACAUGGUACAAAGAUUAAAUAUAAGUAAGUUUUCCGACACAAUGGAGAAAAUAGUCAUUAAAAAAGAACCUGAAGAACUAGUUGAUGAUUACAAAUGUGGUAUUUUGAUGAAUUACGAUAAAACAAAUACCUCUGCUGACCAAGAAAUGCCUUCAACCUCUGGUAUAGCAAUAAAACAAGAAAUGAAAGAAGAAUUGGAUUAUAGUGACAACUCCAUGGUCUAUGAUGAGUCGGGGGUAAAAGAAGAAACCGAAAUGUAUACAGAUGAAGCCGACGAUUUUAAUGAAGCCGAGCAAUAUGAACUGAAAUUUGAGCCUGAAGACAAAAUAUUUUUUGACAAAGGGAUUGACAGAAAAAUUUUAAAUGAAAAAGUACUGGCGAAAGAAGUCCUCCCAAAAGGAAAAGAAAGUAUGGAUGAAAACAGUUUAAAACCAAAAGUCGAGAAAGAAAAGUCGUUUAAGUGUGAAAUAUGUUUUAAGAAAUAUCGAAAAAAAAAAGUUUUAUAUGAACAUAAAAAGUAUGUUCAUAUAAAUGGUGAAGAGGAAAAAUUGAAAUGUGGAAAAUGUAAAUAUGAAACGUUAAGAAAAAGUGAUUUUAAUAAACAUUUAAGAAUUCACGAUAGGAAAUAUUUUUUAAAAUGCCAUCUUUGUGAAUACAUGGCCGCUCGAUUAAUCCAACUAAACUCACACAUCUUAAAUAACCACAAAUCUGAAUAUAAUGAAGAUAAAAAUAAAAUAAAAAUAACAAGUAAAAUACACAAGUGCACUAAUUGUUCGUAUUCAACUGUUUAUAAAGCAACUUAUGAUAAUCAUAUUAAAGCAUGUUUGAAAUUGAAAAAUGCCGCCAAAUCGUUGGCCAAAUGUUACGAAUGUCAUAUUUGCCACUUUAAAACUGUUUAUAAAAGGAGUUUAAAUUGUCAUAUAGAAAAUCAUAAUAAAAUAAAAAUAUUGAAAUGUUUGUUUUGUGAAUAUAAAAGUAAUAGAAAACAAAGUUUGGACAAUCAUAUUUUAACCAAACAUUUGGAUUUGUUAAACGAAUCCAAUAAAAAUGUUAUCACUUCCAAAGUUCAUGCAUGCCAACAUUGUAAUUAUAAAACUUCACUUGUAAGUGAUUUAAAAAGCCAUUUAAAUAAUAAUCAUUAAUUAUUUUUUAUGUAAGUAUCUAUUUGAACCGAAA
Messenger RNA from Brassicogethes aeneus, 1456 nucleotides. Lineage: Eukaryota; Metazoa; Arthropoda; Insecta; Coleoptera; Nitidulidae. The record is from the annotation of a GenBank genome assembly.